Messenger RNA from Lates calcarifer (barramundi perch), 2981 nucleotides. It is a transcript of the gene rsph4a, whose product is annotated as radial spoke head component 4A. The record is from RefSeq and is a predicted model, not a curated record. NCBI's taxonomy places the organism in Eukaryota, Metazoa, Chordata, Actinopteri, Centropomidae. Gene Ontology annotation, cellular component: axoneme; radial spoke. The transcript is spliced from 7 exons. Bases 226 to 1788 code for a protein of 520 amino acids. Gene Ontology annotation, biological process: axoneme assembly; cilium assembly; cilium movement involved in cell motility.
UGUGUGUGUGUGUAGGGAACUCGCUGUACCCUCGCGAGCCUAGCAACUGUUCUGUUACAGUAACCAUAGCAACCGUUAAAGUUUGGGACUGCGCUGCUGCGGUGUCUCUGUUAAUACAUACGUUUUGAACGUCUUUGUACGUCUUGUAGCAACCAUUAGUCACACUGACAGUGUGGUAAAAGAUAGAAGUUUAGAAACAAAUGAAGUAAACGGAGUAUAGCAACGAUGGAAACUGCGGAUGAAAACCAAGACAGCAGUCAACUGAAAGUGCAGUCAGCUGCCUCGCUCAAAGCUUUUAUGUUGAAAAACAGUACGAAAAGCAACCUGAACCUCUAUGACCACCUUACCCAGCUGCUAAUAAAGGUGAUGGAUGAGCAGCUACAGAAUGUGGUGGAUGUGAUUGAGGAUAUAAGCCAUGAUGUGAAGCGGGGUUUAGUUGAAGACAAGCAAAGCACUCUGCGAGACCUUCCACAGACCACAGCUGCUGAGCUUCUGGCUGAACAGCAACGACUGCUGUUUUCUCGGCCAGAGGACGCUGACCAGGAGGAUGAACUGGUGGAAACACCUCUUCCUAAUGUGAGUGAGAUUGGCUUCUACCUAGAGCAAGCUGGAGUGGGUCUGGGCAGAGAAGAGAUGCAGAGGAUCUUUCUCGCACUCAAGCAGCUUGUUGAAUCACAGGCGCUCCUGCGCUGCCGACUGUGGGGCAAGAUUCUGGGAACAGAGAGCAGCUAUAUUGUUGCUGAAGCUGAGUACAGAGAGGGGGAGGAAGAGGAAGAGCAAAUCACUGAUGAAGCAGCUGAGGAAGAGGAGAGAGAGACCGAGGCUCAGGACAGUGAGGAGAAUGAGAUGGAUCCACUUCCUCAGUCGACCUAUAAACCUGCACCAGUGGUGCCAAAGGAGGCCAUAGGGACAGGUGCUAACAAGUGUGUUUACUAUGUGUGCAAAGAGCCUGGUCUUCCUUGGGUAAAGCUUCCUCCAGUCAGUCCUGUACAGAUCACUGUUGCUCGUCAUAUCCGCAAAUUCUUCACUGGAAGGCUGGACACACCAGUUAACAGCUACCCGCCUUUUCCUGGGAAUGAAGCCAACUAUCUGAGAGCACAGAUUGCUCGGAUCUCUGCUGGCACACAGGUCAGCCCCCAGGGCUUCUUCCAGGCUGGGGAAGAGGAAGGUGAUGAGGAAGACGAGGCACCACGAGACAGCUAUGAGGUGAAUCCUGAUUUUGAGGGCAUUCCAGUUGCUGAGAUGGCCGAGUCUUUGUCCACCUGGGUGCAUCAUGUUCAACACAUCCUGCAACAGGGCCGUUGUACCUGGGUGAAUCUGGCUGUGAAACCAGGAGAAGAUUCUAAUGAGGAAGGAGAGGCUGAGGAGAAAGAAGAGGAGCCUGAUGAGCCUGAACCAGAAGUUGGACCCCCUCUACUCACUCCCCUUUCCCAAGAUGCAGAAAUGUUCAACACUCCUCCCUGGAGCUCCAAGAUGUCUUCCACUCUCACCUCUCAGCAUGCAGCAGCUGUGCUACGUUCUAACCUCUGGCCAGGGGCAUAUGCAUAUGCUUGUGGAAAGAAAUUUGAGAACAUAUAUGUUGGAUGGGGUCUGAAGUAUGCAGGGGAAGGGUACAGCCCCCCUGUCCCCCCACCACCACAGAAAGAAUAUCCCAGUGGACCAGAAAUCACAGAGGCCUUGGACCCAUCACUGGAGGAGGAGCAGGCACUGAAAGAAGCUUUAGAAGAGCAGCAAGCUGCCCAGGAGGAAAUGGAGGACACGGAUGAGGAGGAGGAAGAUGAUGACUGAGAGAACCGUUACACCUUUUAAAAUUCUAAGUUUGAUCUUUCAAGCAUUUAUUCGUAAAUCAAUUGCCAAAUAAAUUUGGUAACUCAGCAACAUGCCUUGAUAUUGUAAAUUCAGGUAAACACAGCUCAGUACAUGAAGAGGGCAGUAGUAGUACAGUAGUAGAAAAGAUGAGCUGGAGCUUGCAGUGACAAUGAACCCAACUUCUGUUAAAGGUAGUUUUUGACCACUAGUAGCACUAUGGAACAGUGUUUUACAUCUGGGUCUCUAUGAUGCACAUGUCUAUGCAUAUGCAUGUGGGUGACGUGAAACACAUCCGCCAGCAGAGGAAGUGAAGAAGAAGACUGCAGACUGAAUGAUGCAGAGAAACUCUUUGCAAAUGUUUUAUGGGGAGGCAAAUGUAUCCAGCACAUUUGUUGUGUGUCAAGGUGUCAAGGAUACACACAGUAUAUUUUGGAGGAAAACAAAGUCUAUAGACCGUUUAACUGUUAGCAAUAGCUUAAGAAAAAUGUGAGUUUAUCUGAACAUGUAUGGUCACUCACUUUCCAUGACCGCUAGUGUUACUUGGAAAAAGAGAGAACAGAACAGACAUUUACACUUACCUGGUUGAGAAACUAAGCAUGUAUAUUAAAGGUUAACUGAAGCCAUAUAACUGUGCAUCUUUAGAUGCCUACAGUUAUAUCCUGAAUGGUCAUGUACAAGAAGAAACUUUGUUGGUUUACAAGAAGGUACUUGUAAUAUUACAGAAAGAGAUGAACAUGCUGUCUUAAUUUUACCUCAGAAACACAAAGAAAAGUUCAUUAACCUCCAGCAUUUAAGAACAAGGACCGUGAGGGUUAACAUGUUCCUCUUUUGUAAAGAAAAAUGAAACACCGAAUACCUUCCAGAACCCACAAAUGAGGCCAAUGCAUGCAUUAUAUGACAUUUGAUAUUUAUGAAAAUGAAAUUGGUAGUAGCAGACAGAGAGAGGUUCAGAUCACAUAGAAAUAAAAUAAUAAUACAAAUACAGCAGAUACAGCUUCAUAGGUACAGGUUAUUACAGUGUAUAAGUAUGGUUUUAACUUAAAAGGGUUUUUGUUUUGUUUUUUAGUCAGCACAUCAACCUUUGACAUCAGUGUAAUAUGUAGACUGAAACUGUUUAAAGUCGGAAAGAAAGAGAAGUAAAUUAAUCAACUGCAACCUUUUCACAAGAUGAA